This is a messenger RNA of Loxodonta africana (African savanna elephant), 18205 nucleotides long. RefSeq names its product myosin VA (gene MYO5A). The transcript has 41 exons. Gene Ontology annotation, cellular component: vesicle; cytoplasm; actin cytoskeleton. The record is from RefSeq and is a predicted model, not a curated record. Gene Ontology annotation, biological process: actin filament organization; vesicle transport along actin filament. Bases 6458 to 12067 code for a protein of 1869 amino acids. Lineage: Eukaryota; Metazoa; Chordata; Mammalia; Proboscidea; Elephantidae. Gene Ontology annotation, molecular function: actin filament binding; microfilament motor activity; ATP binding.
UUUUAUAUUUCUCUCUAAGUUGAGAGCAAAUGUUGAAAAUGGUAGGAGAGUUUGAGUUGUUUUGCUUAAUUGGGCAACUUUGGUCACAAUCAAAAGAAAACGAUUUGUUGGAAUUCCACUUGUCUUACUCUUCCUUGUAUAUCCUAAACAUUUCUUUGAAGUCAGAGAUUGGCCUUGGUUUGAGUCUUGCCUCUGCCAUUUAUUAGCUGAGUGACUUUGGGGCAAGUUAUUCAAACUCUCUUAGACUGUCUUGUUGACUGAAGGACUUCUUUAAUAAUAACAGUUAUAAAACCUAUUGUAAGAAUUAAGUAAACGAAACUUAGGAGUUUUCUUCAUCCUAAUCGAACAAAGACUGACAACGAAGAUGAUCAGUAACAGUUUCUUUCUUUUUUGGUGAUUCUAUUUUGCUUUUGAUUAUUUUACUUAUUUAGAAUUUUGUAAUUUAUCCUCAAAUAUCACUAGCUACUUGUAGAAAGAAAUAGUCAUUUUUCUUGGUGUGCAUAUUAAGACUGCUCUUAUAAAGUGAGACCUAGUUCCAAAAAUAAUCUUUACAGAAAUAUUAAAGAGCUGCGGUAUCUAAAAGUAUUCAUUCCAAAAAUUUGCCAUCUCACAUAAAAUUCUGCAGAAAUGAAAUUAUUUAUUUUUUGCCACUUGAUGGUAAUAAAACAGUUGUUAAUUUACAGGUUCAUGUUUCUGUCAUAGAUUAAAAAUAAUUUCAGAGCCUGCUAGAAGCUGUCUGGAACUUGACCGUGUACAUUUUAUAGUACAUGCAAGUUAACUUUAAGAGUUAAAAAAAAUUAAAAGUCAUAAAUCAACCCUGUCAUUUUCUUCAUUUAUAGAAGUUCAUGAGCCUGGAAUUAUUAAUUUAUUAAAAUUUUAGCCCUUGGAAUCCUCAGGUUGGUUUUAGCUGUUAUUCUUUAACCUCGUUUUUGGCAGAGCCUCAUUGUGUGGUUGGAGCCAAUUUGAGCACUGCAGGUUGGAUGCCAGGCUGAAGGGUGUGGCUUUGGCACACUGUCUUACAGGAGAUAUUCUAAGUCUCACCCGAUGACAUGGACCAGUUCACUAGUUGUUUCCAUAUGAUACCAAGAGGAGCAAUUAUGAGGUGUGUGUCUCGGGGAGAGUUUCUUCAUAAUGAAGUCUACUGUAUUUAAAGGUGAAGCGUGAUGGAGUGGAAAGAAUGUGUGGCUUUUAGAGUAGACAUAGACUUGAACUGUGGCUCCACCAUUUUUACCAUCUAAGCCUUGGUUUCUGUUGAAAUAAUAAGGGAAUUAUUGAGAUAAUUAAGUGAAAUUAUAAAUGUAAAUUACUACAGGUACAGAGAAGGUGCUCAAUAAAUGUCAGUGUACAUUCUUACUGUGUUUGGUAAGUCCUGUGAAGUGGGUUGCUUGAUUAGCUCAUCAGUAGCAUUGCUGUAAAGUUGUGUGAGUACACAGGACACCAUGCUGUUCACAUCCAGCCCUGCCCAGAAUGCACCAUGUGUCAACACCUCCACAUUUUUCUUUUCUCUUUUCCUCUAUUUUAGUGGGACUCCUUACCCUACUCUAGGCCCUGUGGCUUACCUUUUUACCCAUCUACUCCCACUUUGCUGCUCCGGGACAUGCCUGGUGGAGGUGGUGGUUACAAUACUUCUUUGCCUUCUAAGUGAGGAAUUUGUGGUAGUGUCAGGAGGUGGGGGGUGUGGAGUUGAAUCUGUGUACUGGAGAUGAGGGGUAGCUCCCACUCUGAACACAUUAAUUAUUAGUUAUCUGGAGGUAUGGGUUUGGGUGUGUGUGGGGUGGAGAAGAUGGAUGUGUCAUUGCUUCUCCAUCUCUGUAGUCCUGAUUCUCUUUCCUUCUCUUGCACCAAGAUUUCCUACUUGACUCAUCUAAUUCCACGUGAAUUUUUUUCUGUGGAAAUAUAGAGCCUUUCAGAAGAUUCUGAGAGUCUCUUAUGAAAUCCUAGUUUGGAAGACCAGCAAUUCCUUCUCCUGCCUCCUGGGGUAAAAUGUUUGAGGCCAAGAGCAGUCAUAUAACAAAAGUUUAAUGAGAAACGGUUAUGGGCAGGCCCUGUGUUAAGUGCUGAAGAAGAACAGCUUUUCCUUCAAGGAGCUUACAGUCUCCAGAGGGAUAUAAAUACACAAAGUCAUAAUUUAGUGGGAUGAGGAUUCUCGUAGAGGAUUGACUGAAGUAAUGUGGACAUUGAUGAUGGAGAGCCAAAUGAUGAUGAGGAGUCAGGCAGUGCUUCUUAACAGAGCUGACACUUAAACACAAAUGUGAAUGAAAAAUACGAGUCUGCUUCUGAAAAAUGAGAGGCAUGGUAUUCUGGAGAGAGGAAAUAACUUAAGCAAAGCCACUGCAGUGUGAGGCAGGGUGGCGUGUUUGGAGUACAGCAAACCCAUGGUUUGGUGUUAAUUGGAGAACAGCAGCGGGGAGUGAAAAUAGAGUGGGGGUGAUGAAAAACUUAAGAAUAUAUUCCAUUGUGGUAUAGCUACCAGUAGUAGCUGUGUUUUAUUUCCAAAAUUAAGUGGUGAGUAUAUGGGAGUUCAUUAUAUCAUUCUUUCAUUCAACAAAUAUUUAUUAUGUGUAUAAGGUUUGUGUAUAUAUAUAUUCCCUUAUAUGUAUGGCAUAUUUAAUAAUAAAUUUAAAAAAUAUUCAAUACUAAAAGUGAAAAUUUUCUCAAUUUUCUAGUUUCUUGAAUAAUUCUCAUUUCCUUUCCUCCAAAAAAUCCAAUUAUGUGCUUUUAGAGUAGUAGUUCCUAAAUUUCUUUCACCUUCGCCAAAAAAUCCUGUAAGGGGUUAUAUGAAUUACUUAGUAACCAGAUGGAGUAUCAAUAUUAAUGUCAGGGUUCAGGAGAGGGGACAUUCAGUUCAUAGCCCAGAGGGAUACAUGGUUUUUAUAAUAGGCUUGUUAACGCUGUCACAUAAAGCAUUUAUUUUUGCAAACAUCCCCAAUGGGUUAUCAAAAAAUGUACCAAGCUGUCUGUGUUGCUGAGCUGCUUAUGACUUAAAAGGGCAUGUAGGAAAGAUAUGCAAGCAGACUAUAUGAAUGCAGACAGUGUAGGUGGGAGUUUGGAGGGAGGAGAGAGCAUCACAUGAAUCAGGUUAUUUGGGAUUCAGGGGCUGGUUAUUCUUGUUCUCAGAGUGUCUGAGGCAUCAGAAAUAACUGCUUGUGCCUACAGCUCAGGGCUACCUUGACUGACGAAAUACAAGUUAGCAAAACCUCCAGUGAGUCAUCUGCAUUAUCAGAGGGCCUCUUGAGUGCUGUCACUGUGGUAGGACAGAGCAAGAAUGUGCCUGCUGCCUCCUUAAGCAUGUAGAGAGAGCUGCAAUCAGCGAGCAGGUGCAUGGGCUGUGCUGGGCUGAGCCAGCAUGGGUUGGUGCCCCUGUCAGCGAGAACCAGAGCAAGCAUAUCCCCCAGACCUCCCUUCCCAGUGCUCUUCCAUUAGCCUCUGUCAUAACUGCCUCAUCAUUACCAAGCAGACCUCAGUAAAUUGUAUUUUGUGGAAGGACAGAUGGCUUUUAUUUUCCUUACAAGCUAUUAUGCAACUUUAAUCUGUGCUACUGUUAUUUUCUUAUUGCUACUGUUAUUUUACUGUUGCCACAAAAUCUAGCCAAUCUGUAUUUUGUUCUUACUCUCAUUUCUAAUCAGGUGGUUCCUUUGAAUUGUCACAAGUCUUUUAUAUGUGUUUACAUUUUUAAUAGUAUCUCUUUUAAGCCUUUUUCUCUUUUCUUCAUCUCCUGUAGUUUUUUUGUUUUUGUUUUUCCUUUAAUCAUAGUAACUCCAGCUCCCAAACCUUUGUUUUUCCUUCUCCUAUCAGUUCCUACAUUAAUAUAUACUAUUCCUUUGCCUAUUACUUCAUGAAUCUCUCUUCUCCAAGUCUCUGACUCAUACCCGACCUCAACCCUGAAUGGUGGCCCUAAGCGCUCAGGUGUGGCUCCCGGGAAAAUUCUGAGCUAGGCCAGUGAAGUUUGUCUUUACCACCUCUCAUCCAAAUUAUCCCAUCUCUUUUGCUUCCCUUGACCUACCUCCAUCUUAAAUACAAUCAGCACAGAUAAACCUGGGUAGAGAACAUGGCUGACCUUAGCAGGCUUCAAAGAUGGCUUAUAGAGUGUAUGGUCUAGUGGAGGAAGUAGAUGGAGCCAUGUUGUUGUUGUUGGGUGCCAUCAAGUUGAUUCUGACUCACAGCAACCCCAUGUGACAAAGUAAAACUGCCCCAUAGAGUUUUCUAGGCCGUAAUCUUUAUGGAAGCAAAUUGCCAGGUCUUUCUCCCACAGAGCUGCUGUGUGGGUACAGACUGCCAACCUUUUGAUCAGCAGCUGAGUGCUUAACCACCGUGCCACCAGGACUCCUUAGAUAGAGCCAUAAAUAAUUAAAAUGAAAUCUGAGCUAUAACAAACUACAUAUUUAAGGAACCCUCACAAGAUAACAAGGGACUAAGACUAAAAUAGAACAGUAUGAGUGGAAAGCAGGACAUGGGGAGCACUGCAGGAAAACCCGUAAACCAAACCCACUGCCAUGGAAGUUGAUUCCAACUCAUAGCGACCCUGUAGGACAGAGUAGAACUGCCCCAUAGGGUUUCGAAGGAGCAGCUGGUGGGUUUCAACUGCUGACCUUUUGGUUAGCAACCUGAGCUCUUAACCACUGCACCACUAGGACUCCACUGCAGGAAAGGAUGUGCCCUUAUUAGCUAAUUAUGAUACAGCUGGGUUACAAGACAUUGGUUUCUUCCUUUUCCUGCUGGAGGCUAUGUCCAGUCUGAUUCACUUUGGCUAGGGUUACAUUUUGGUAACUGCUUCUAUUUUACCCUGAAGCCCCUGAGUAGACUUUAAAGGGUGUGUGUCCACCUCUGCUCUUCCAUCUGGCCUCCUUCAUCUUCCUGACCAAAGCAGACAUGUGUCUGAUUCCUGCCUAACUCUUACUGCUGUCUCCCAUUUCCAGGUUUCUCAUGAGAUCCUGUGGCCUUUUCUUCCUGCCUUCCUUCCCAUAGUCUUUAUGCUGGAUAUGACUGGACAAGUUUAACCCAGUUCCUCAGGCCUACCUGUGUAUUUGCAUUUGGGCCUGGGGUAAGCGUGGGAGAUAGGUUUGGAAGUGAUAGAGGCAGUAGGAAAGGGCAUUGUCAGGUUGAGAUUGUCCUUGGUUUGAGCACCUAAGGCUUAUGCCCCCAAAUUGACCCAGUUUGGGUACAGUUGUUUCUGCAGAGGCACUGAUCUCUUAGGUUAAGAUGGAAAGAAGCACAGAAAGACAGUGGUAAUAAUAGACUGGUUUCUGACCUGUUUCUCUUUGGAUACUUUCCCCGAGAGAGAUAAGGGAUAAGGGAAGUUGGUUAUGAUGGUGACAUUUAAAUACCUUAGCCUCUGGUGAGUGUGAGGGCCUUAGCCUCCCUCCACUAAUGUGUAAGUGCUGUUAACCUCUAGCUCUUGGAAAUCUAGCCUUUGGCAAAGUACCUGCUCAUUUACUGUUUGCAAAAUACUUGUGAAAAUCUGAGCUGGAGUUUGCUACUGACACAGAACACAAAGGAGCUUCCUUCUAGAUUUAGUUUCAAGCCUUCUCCUGUUGAGGUGUUAACGCAGGUCAGUCAUGAACAGUAAAUCCUUCCAGAGAAAGUUACAAAAAUAGUGGCUUUGUAAAGUGAGCUUCAGAGUGAGAGCAAUUGGUACAUAGAAGUGUUUAUUGAAUGAGUAAGAUUUUAGUAGUGUGUACAGAUAUUAUUUGCUUUAUGAACUGUUUACUUGGUGAAAAAGUUUUAAACAAGUUUCAGUAACAUGUUUGAUGUAUAAAACUGGGAACCACUUCUUAUAGAAAAAACAGUGUAACAACUGCACCUUGUACUUACAUAUUGUUUUAUGCUUUUCUUGAUGUCUCUAUGUGUCUGAUCUCUUGAGAUGGACAAGAUGAGUACUGCUGUCAUCCCUAGUAAAGUCGGAUGCCAAUAUGGUGGCCCUGGGAUUAGAGCCGAGUGCACCACUCUUUCCCCUGUGAACGGUUUCAGAUGGAAAGUUUUCAUGACUCUUUAAUAAUAAAAGUAAAGCAGUGCAUUAUUUCACGACACUACUUUUAUUGAAUUUAAGGGAAUACCUUUUAUUCUGAGAUUCCUUCAGCAAAUACUAAGUGCGAGCUAUGUGCCAGGUACUGUUCUAGGCCUUAUUGAACAAGACAGACAAGGAGCUUAUGUUCUAAUGAGGGAAGAGAGAUAAUAAAUAAGUAAACAAGCAAUAACAUAAUAAUAAAUAAUUUCAGAUAGUAAUAAAAGCUCUGAAGAAAAUAAAAUAGAAAAAGGCUGGUAGUAUGUGGGUUUCUCUGAAGAGGUCAUAUUGUAACUAAAAUCUAAAUAAUGUGAAGGAGGAAGGUGCAGGAGAUCUGGGAAAAGCACAUUGAAGGCAGAGGGAAGAGGAGAUGCAGAAGCUCUGAGACAGAACAAGCCUGUGUGGCCUCAGCACAGAUGCAGGAAGGAGGGCAGGUCAGGAAGGCCUUUAUAGACCAUGUUUGCCAGAGUCUGGAUACCUGAUCCCGAGGAAGUUUGGAAGUCAGCAGAGCUGCUCAAGGAUUAUAAACCGGGAGAUAAAGUCCUCCUGCUUCGCCUCGAGGAAGGAAAGGAUUUGGAAUACCAUCUAGAUCCAAAGACCAAGGAGCUGCCUCACUUACGAAAUCCUGACAUACUUGUGGGUGAAAAUGAUCUCACGGCCCUCAGCUAUCUUCACGAGCCUGCAGUGCUCCACAAUCUCAGAGUCCGCUUCAUUGAUUCCAAACUUAUUUAUACAUAUUGUGGUAUAGUCCUAGUAGCUAUAAAUCCUUAUGAACAGCUGCCUAUUUAUGGAGAAGAUAUUAUUAAUGCAUACAGUGGUCAGAACAUGGGGGAUAUGGAUCCACAUAUCUUUGCGGUAGCUGAAGAAGCUUACAAGCAAAUGGCCAGAGAUGAACGAAAUCAGUCCAUCAUUGUAAGCGGAGAGUCUGGGGCAGGAAAAACAGUCUCAGCUAAGUAUGCCAUGCGAUACUUUGCAACCGUAAGUGGCUCUGCCAGUGAGGCCAAUGUUGAGGAAAAGGUCUUGGCCUCCAACCCCAUCAUGGAGUCGAUUGGAAAUGCCAAAACAACCAGGAAUGAUAAUAGCAGCCGGUUUGGGAAGUAUAUUGAGAUUGGGUUUGAUAAGAGAUAUCGAAUCAUUGGUGCCAAUAUGAGAACUUACCUCUUAGAGAAAUCCAGAGUGGUGUUCCAGGCUGAAGAGGAAAGAAACUAUCAUAUCUUCUAUCAGCUUUGUGCCUCAGCAAAGUCACCUGAAUUUCAAAUGCUGCAGUUAGGAAAUGCCAAUUACUUUAAUUACACGAAGCAGGGAGGCAGUCCUGUGAUUGAAGGAGUUGAUGACGCCAAGGAGAUGGCACAUACCAGGCAGGCCUGCACUUUGCUAGGAAUUAGUGAAUCUUAUCAGAUGGGAAUUUUCCGAAUACUUGCUGGCAUCCUUCACUUAGGCAAUGUUGGAUUUACAUCCCGAGAUUCAGACAGCUGCACAAUACCUCCCAAGCAUGAAGCCCUCACCAUCUUCUGUGAGCUCAUGGGUGUGGACUACGAGGAGAUGUGUCACUGGCUCUGCCAUCGGAAGCUGGCGACUGCCACAGAGACAUACAUCAAGCCCAUUUCCAAGCUGCAGGCCACAAAUGCCCGUGAUGCAUUGGCCAAACACAUCUAUGCAAAGCUCUUUAACUGGAUCGUAGAUCAUGUCAAUCGGGUUCUCCACUCUGCUGUCAAGCAGCACUCUUUUAUUGGUGUGCUGGACAUUUACGGAUUUGAAACAUUUGAGAUAAAUAGUUUUGAACAGUUUUGUAUAAAUUAUGCAAAUGAAAAACUACAGCAACAAUUCAAUAUGCAUGUCUUCAAAUUAGAACAGGAGGAAUAUAUGAAAGAACAAAUUCCAUGGACACUCAUAGAUUUUUAUGAUAAUCAGCCUUGUAUAAAUCUUAUUGAAUCUAAACUGGGCAUUCUGGAUUUGCUGGAUGAGGAAUGCAAGAUGCCUAAAGGUACAGAUGACACUUGGGCCCAAAAAUUGUACAACACACAUUUAAACAAAUGUGCACUCUUUGAAAAGCCCCGUCUAUCAAAUAAAGCUUUCAUCAUCCAACAUUUUGCUGACAAAGUGGAAUACCAGUGUGAAGGCUUUCUUGAAAAGAAUAAAGACACCGUUUUUGAAGAACAAAUUAAAGUUCUUAAAUCAAGCAAGUUUAAGAUGAUACCAGAAUUAUUUCAAGAUGAUGAGAAGGCUAUCAGUCCAACUUCAGCCACCUCUUCGGGACGCAUCCUCCUCACCCGUGUGCCUACAAAGCCUACCAAAGGCAGGCCAGGCCAGGCAGCCAAGGAGCACAGGAAAACCGUGGGGCACCAGUUCCGAAACUCCCUUCACUUGCUUAUGGAGACCCUCAAUGCCACCACUCCUCACUAUGUCCGCUGUAUUAAGCCUAAUGACUUCAAGUUUCCAUUCACAUUUGAUGAGAAGAGGGCAGUGCAGCAACUGAGAGCAUGUGGUGUCCUCGAAACUAUUCGAAUCAGUGCAGCAGGUUUCCCGUCACGGUGGACUUACCAAGAAUUUUUCAGCCGCUACCGUGUCCUAAUGAAGCAAAAAGAUGUGCUGAAUGACAGAAUGCAAACAUGCAAGAAUGUGUUAGAGAAGCUGAUACUGGACAAGGACAAAUACCAGUUUGGUAAGACCAAGAUCUUUUUCCGUGCUGGUCAAGUAGCCUAUCUAGAAAAAUUGAGGACAGACAAGCUGAGGGCUGCCUGCAUCUGGAUCCAGAAGACGAUUCGGGGGUGGCUGCUGCGGAAGAAGUACUUGCGCAUGCGGAAGGCAGCCAUUACUGUGCAGAGAUACGUGCGAGGCUAUCAGGCUCGGUGCUAUGCUACGUUUCUUCGCAGAACCAAGGCAGCAACCAUCAUUCAGAAGUAUUGGCGCAUGUAUGUGGCCUGCAGGAUGUACAAGAUUAGACGAGCUGCCACUAUCGUUCUUCAGUCUUAUUUGCGAGGCUACCUGGCUAGAAAUAGGUAUCGCAAGAUACUCCGUGAGCACAAAGUAGUCAUCAUUCAGAAGUGGGUCCGGGGCUGGCUAGCUCAGAAACAGUACAAGAGGAGCAUGCAUGCCAUCAUCUAUCUUCAGUGCUGCUUCCGGCGAAUGAUGGCCAAGCGCGAGCUAAAGAAGCUCAAGAUUGAGGCCCGCUCUGUGGAGCGCUACAAGAAGCUCCACAUUGGAAUGGAGAACAAGAUCAUGCAGCUGCAGCGCAAAGUUGAUGAGCAGAACAAAGAGUACAAGUGCCUCAUGGAGAAGCUGGCCAAUCUGGAAGGAGUAUAUAACACCGAGACUGAGAAGCUACGAAGUGACUUAGAUCGCCUUCAGCUAAGUGAAGAGGAAGCUAAGGUUGCCACUAAACGGGUCCUCAGUCUGCAGGAAGAAAUCGCCAAGCUUCGGAAGGACCUAGAACAAACUCAUUCAGAGAAAAAAUCUAUUGAGGAAAGUGCAGAUAGAUACAGACAAGAAACUGAGCAGCUGGUAUCAAAUCUGAAAGAAGAAAACACUUUGCUGAAACAGGAGAAGGAGACCCUCAACCACCUUAUUGUGGAGCAGGCUAAGGAGAUGACAGAGACUAUGGAGAAGAAGCUAACAGAAGAAACAAAACAACUGGAACUUGAUCUUAAUGAUGAAAGGUUGAGAUAUCAGAACCUUCUGAAUGAGUUCAGUCGCCUGGAAGAACGAUAUGAUGACCUCAGGGAAGAGAUGACCCUGAUGGUGAAUGUGCCUAAGCUUGAACACAAAAGAACAGACUCUACCCACAGCAGCAAUGAGUCUGAAUACACCUUUAGCUCUGAGUUUGCAGAAACUGAAGAUACUCCUUCGAGGACAGAGGAGCCAAGCGAGAAGAAGGUACCUCUGGACAUGUCAUUGUUCCUCAAGCUCCAGAAGCGGGUCACAGAGCUGGAGCAGGAGAAGCAGUUGCUGCAGGAUGAGCUGGAUUGCAAGGAGGAGCAGGUGCUCCGCAGUAAGGCAAAGGAAGAAGAAAGACCGCAAAUUAGAGGUGCCGAAUUGGAGUAUGAGUCACUCAAGCGUCAAGAACUAGAAUCAGAAAACAAAAAACUGAAAAAUGAGCUGAAUGAGUUACGCAAGGCCCUCAGUGAGAAGGGUACCCCAGAGGUGACUGCCCCAGGGGCUCCUGCCUACCAAGUCCUCAUGGACCAGCUGACCUCUGUGAGUGAGGAGCUUGAUGUCCGCAAGGAGGAAGUCCUCAUCUUGAGGUCUCAGCUGGUGAGCCAAAAAGAGGCCAUCCAACCCAAGAAUACAAUGACAGAUUCCAUAAUACUCUUGGAAGAUGUACAGAAAAUGAAAGAUAAAGGAGAAAUAGCACAAGCAUAUAUUGGUUUGAAAGAAACAAACAGAUCGUCUGCUAUGGAUUGCCGUGAGUUGAAUGAGGAUGGAGAGCUGUGGCUGGCUUAUGAAGGGUUAAACCAAGCCAACAGGCUCCUGGAAUCCCAGCUCCAGUCACAGAAGAGGAGCCAUGACAAUGAGGCCGAGGCCCUCCGUGGGGAGAUCCAGAGCCUGAAGGAGGAGAACAACAGGCAGCAACAGCUCCUGGCCCAGAACCUACAGCUGCCUCCAGAGGCACGCAUCGAGGCCAGCCUGCAGCACGAGAUCACUCGGCUGACCAAUGAAAACUUGUAUUUUGAGGAAUUAUAUGCAGAUGACCCUAAGAAGUAUCAAUCAUAUCGGAUUUCACUUUACAAACGGAUGAUUGAUUUAAUGGAACAACUUGAAAAACAGGAUAAGACUGUCCGGAAACUGAAAAAACAACUGAAAGUUUUUGCCAAAAAAAUUGGUGAACUAGAAGUGGGCCAGGUGGAGAACAUAUCCCCAGGACAGAUCAUUGAUGAACCCAUCCGUCCAGUCAACAUUCCCAGGAAAGAAAAGGAUUUCCAAGGAAUGCUGGAAUACAAGAAGGAGGAUGAGCAAAAACUUGUUAAGAAUCUGAUUCUGGAACUGAAGCCACGUGGUGUAGCAGUCAAUUUGAUUCCAGGGUUACCAGCGUACAUCCUGUUUAUGUGUGUUCGACAUGCUGAUUACUUAAAUGAUGAUCAGAAAGUGAGGUCAUUGCUAACAUCAACAAUUAACAGCAUCAAAAAAGUACUGAAGAAAAGAGGUGAUGAUUUCGAAACCGUCUCCUUCUGGCUUUCUAACACAUGUCGAUUUCUGCACUGUUUGAAGCAGUACAGCGGAGAAGAGGGCUUUAUGAAAUACAACACAUCUCGCCAGAAUGAACACUGCCUCACCAAUUUUGACCUGGCUGAGUAUCGGCAAGUGCUGAGUGACUUGGCCAUUCAGAUCUACCAACAGCUCGUGCGGGUAUUAGAGAACAUCCUUCAGCCAAUGAUCGUCUCAGGCAUGCUGGAGCAUGAAACGAUUCAGGGCAUGUCCGGCGUGAAGCCCACAGGGCUAAGAAAGCGGACCUCCAGUAUUGCCGACGAGGGCGCCUACACACUGGACUCCAUCAUCCAGCAGCUCAGCUCCUUCCACUCAGUCAUGUGUCAGCAUGGCAUGGACCCAGAACUGAUCAAGCAGGUGAUCAAGCAGAUGUUCUACAUCGUGGGGGCUGUCACCCUGAACAACCUCCUUCUGCGGAAGGACGUGUGCUCAUGGAGUAAAGGCAUGCAGAUCAGGUACAAUGUCAGUCAACUAGAAGAAUGGCUACGUGAUAAGAAUCUGAUGAACAGUGGGGCUAAAGAAACUCUAGAACCUCUUAUUCAAGCUGCUCAGCUUUUGCAAGUGAAAAAGAAAACAGAUGAAGAUGCAGAAGCCAUUUGUUCCAUGUGCAGUGCUUUAACUACUCUCCAGAUUGUCAAAGUGUUGUUUCUGUAUACUCCAGUUCAUGAGUUUGAAGAGAGAGUCUCUGCAUCCUUUAUUCGUACUAUACAGAUGCGUUUGCGAGACAGGAAAGACUCUCCACAGCUGCUCAUGGAUGCUAAACACACCUUUCCUGUCACCUUUCCAUUUAACCCAUCCUCCCUUGCGCUAGAAACCAUCCAGAUCCCAGCGAGCCUGGGCCUGGGGUUCAUUUCCCGAGUCUGAACUGGAUGUCAAGGUGAACACUGACAAUACAUUUCUUAACCUGAAAUAAGAACCAUUAUUUCCAGUGAGCUACUGAAAACACAUUAUUAAAGAUAAAGUACUGAUUAUCUCCCAAAUGAGGUUACUAACGGGAAAUCUCCCUAGAAACUUUCAUCACCUGAGAAGAAAGGUUCCUUGUGCUGCUUUGCCUUUUAGAGCAACCUCCUCCCUGACCAGUCAGGCAUCACAAGUUUACAGGCAAGUGAGUAAUAGAAGGAGAGGAGAAGAGGGAGGGAGGAAAAACGUGUCUUCAGCUGCCAACGUUUAUUUUAAAUUCUUAGUACUGCAUUUAAGUGAUAUAAAAAAAUACAAAUUCCAUAUGUGAGCUGUUGUUAUAAAGGAGCCAACAAAGAAACCUCCCUUGACCUAACAAGAACUGAAAGAGAAAUCGCCACUGAGUACAUAUCAAUUUAGGAAUCAAUCAUGUUGAUACUGUCAAACUGGAAUGAAGAAACAAACUGGCAAUAUGUAAAGUAACUGGUCAAGUAACUUCCUCCUUUGUGUCACUAGUAUAUAGAGAUAUUAAAAGAGCUGUUGGUUUGUAGUAUAGCAUAGAUGUCCAUUUGUUUGUACUGUAGUUUACUGCACAUUUUCAAUUGGUACUACAUACUGUGUUCUUUAAAAUGUAAGUGAUACUAGGCACUACAACAAUAAGCUUCUCUUUUAUCAACCUCUGUUUCCAAUUCAAUCAGAUCACAGUUUUAACUGGAUUAUGUGCAAGUACCUACAAAUUCACCUGCCAAGGAAAUUGAUGACUAAGCAUAAAUAGCAGACACUGGCAAGUUAUGUUCUCAUAUGACAGAAUGUUUGACAUUUAAGGAUAGGGUUAGACAAAGUGGUUAUUGUGAUGUUAUAUAUUCAGGAUGUAUUAUGUGGAUUUGCUCAUUAAUUUUCAUCGGUGGUAUUGCAUCACAGUACAGUGUUCUAUGAAGUGACUUAUUUUCACUUACCAGAUUUGAUUUCUGCAAUACAUAUUUCCAACCUUAAUGGGUUUUGUUUCUUCUUCUUAAUUUAUUAAGAAUUAAUCUCAGUCACUUCUAGAAAGGAUUGUCAGAAUAUUCAUGAUUCAAGUCUUAAAACCUUGAUUAUCCUAUAAAUUAUGCAGAAGAAGCUAUACAAUAAAUAUUUAAUUAUGAUUUUUUUUUAGGCUAUAAAUGUUCUCAGAUGCCAAGAACAUUUAUAGCCUAAAAAAAAUCAUAAUGUUCUCAGAUACCACUAGAUACUUUAAAAAGCAUCACACUAGAAAUACUUUAAGAAGACUUAUGUAAGAAAUAUAGAAGAUACUGAAUUUUAUAGAGGAUUUGGUUAAGUCAGAAUCAGAUUCUAUAAGUUUUCUUUUUGAAAUUCUAAUUAAACAUAUUCUCCAUUUUUCCUAGACUCUCAUAAAAUAAAUCAUCAGGUUGUGCAAAAGCAAAUCCAUAGUUUUCAUUAAAAACUCUCUGAAUUACAGUCAUAGAUUUAUGUAAUUUAACUGCUAGAUGAUUGAUAAAGAUGACAUAUUAAAAUGUGUGCAAUAUUAACGGAAAUAAAACAGUUUCAAAUCUGUGAUACAGAUUAUUAAAAGAUAAGCACUGUCUUUUAACUUAUCUGGGCCUCAGUUUCCUCAUCUAUAAGAUAAGAGUUGAACAACUGACUCUCUAAAAUGUUCUCUCAGUGCUUGGAUCCUAGAGAAAUGAGCUGCAGUUACAGAAUAAUUCCGCCCUCUGCUGGACAGACCAGUGUUUGGUGCCUGCAAAUUCUAAAACAUAAAAUCACAAGUCUCUUGUAGCCAUAAAAAAAAAAAAAAAUUUUUUUUUUUUUAGCCAUAACCUUUCUUAAAUGUAUAUGAUCUAUAUGCAUGCCUUUAAGGAGUCCCACUGUAUUUGUAUUCUUUGAAAGUUAGUUAGAUGAUUCUUAUUGGAUCAUGUACUCCUAUAUUCCAUUCGAAUAUAUGUAUUUCUUUGCAAAAUCAACCAAAAACAUUACUGAUUCAAUCAGAUUCUCUCAAUUUUCCUUGGUUGUCAAUGUGGUUUUCAGUGAACAAUUAACCCUUGUAACCAUCUGGUAGUACUGAUUGUGGUAGACUCCAACACAUAGAUGGGGAUUGGGUGGGGGAGUUGCUAAAAAAAAAGGUGGGACCAUGAUGUAGAUUGCCCACCUCAGACCACAUACACCCUGAAUCUUGUCAGGUCUUCAAGAUCAUGCUGUACCUUCCGUGGCGUGACAGCCUUUAUCUUACUCCCAGACAGCUCAUACCCUGAAGUGUCUCUGGUCUGGGCCUUCUCUCCCUCUUCCUGUCUCUCUGCUGUGGCAUGUUGGAGCCCUGUUCCAUGCCUGGGCUGGCGCUCUCCCCACUGCCCCAUGCCAAUUCAAAAUGCAAAUAUUCUGCUAUUCCAGAGUUCCAACUUCCUCCAAGGCCUACCUAGUAUCCCAGAUUAAUUAUUAACUUCUUAGUAGCCUGAAGAUUUUUAGUUGUAACACAAAUAGCUUGCAACCAUAGGACCCCAAGGCCCAAUAAAUGACUCUGUACUGCAUUCUUGAGGGUGCAAGGAUACUCUGCUCACUAUGAGUAUCCUUUGGCCAGUUUGAGGACUACUCACCCUUCCUUCUGUUCAUCUGUGCUUUCUUACCAAGCUACAAACAUAGCUCCACCAGCCUUCUCCAGUUCUUAUUUAUCCAUUUACCUGCCUCUUCCCUCACCUCAAUCACAGAGCCCAUCACCGGCUGUCUCCCCUGCUCUUUGUGCAGUGAAGGCAGGUAGGUGCUAUCCAUUCUCAGGGCUCCAUUGGCCUGCCUCUUGGUGUACCUGCCAGCCAAUCUUUGCACAAGCUCUUGCUCUUCUCACUUCUCUGCAAAACAUGCUUUAACCUUAUCAUUAUUUUUGCUUUUUUAUAAUUCCACUGUGAUGCACAAUAGGAAGUCAAAGGAAGAUCCUGAAACCCACAACAGUUCUUUGUUUCAAUAGCCCCUCAUACCUCACAUGCAGACUCACCUCACACCCUGGGAAGGCAAAGCUGAAAACUUAGAAGCAGUUUCCCUUCUUGCAGCUUUUAAGUUAAGGCAUUAAUAUGCCUAAGAGUAACUCUGAAGAAAGGGGGAAGAUGAACAUGGGAUAAAAUCCAUAAAAGUGUAGCUUCUUGAUUCCACUGGAAGUUUUGAAAAUUCUCCAUGUACCAGACACUUUUUCAUCAAGUGCAAAAGUACGAAAAUACAUUCUAAAGCUGAUCGAUAGGAGAUGAGGGUUUGGGUCAGCUUGGAAGAUUUGCUUUGUUAUUUCUUUCAUUUCAAUGGAUAAUUGGGAAUUGAUGCUUUCUUGGUAAGUACUUUUAUGUACUAUAGAUCAAAUUUUUUAAUAACACAGUGGAGGAGGCUAUGAAAAGAAAAUACUUCAUUUUGUAAGAAUUUCAGUGUAGUGAUUUUUAUGGGAAAUAACUUUCCUGAUCACCCUAGGUAAAGGGGCACCUGCCACCAUCCUGAGAAGUCUGCACACAACGUGCAGUCUUUAGUCUGUCUUUCCCCUUCUCUUGCUCUCACUCUCACACAUACACAUACAUGCACACACCAGUCUGUUCCUCAAGAGGCAUAAUCAAAGAUCCUCUGGAUAACUUAGACUGUUUAGGAUAAAACAGAAAGCAGAAAAUUAGUGAGUGACCCUUCAAUUCUCCUGUCAUAGAGAAGCAGUACCUUGUGUCCAGACAUGCUUUACUUCAGUGCUCUUUCUCUGUUACCUUAUUUUAUCCUUAUGGCAGCAGAUAGGGUAGGAUUACAUCAUCUGCUGAUGAUAAUGUGAUAGAGCUAAUGAAGCACUUGCCUGUGGUUGCACAGCCUUCGAGCAGUUCCCGCUUUCCCAGAGGCCACAAGGCCAGUAUGGGCAGAUGCGAGGCAAGGGACUUUAAAAAGUGGCUGUUGUGAGAUGGCAUUCUGUUCUUCCUGAUACCUGUGGGGCACCACAGGGUCAGCAAGGGACACUCUUCAACUGGUACUUGGGACUGAGCCAGUGCUGAGUGCCACCGUAUCUAUUCUAACGGAUGAAGCAUCCAGAGCCACAUGGUUUUCUCUUGUCACAGUGACCUGUUGUAAUGAGCUUUGACCCUUGGAGGGUGCAAUGCUGUGUGUUUGGGUCAUUAAUUAGCUAUCAGGUAGCCUCAAGCAAAGAGACAGGAAGCAGGAAAGCCUCCCUAAAGUUAAAAGGAAGGUUUCUCUCAAAACAUACUCCCCAGAGUCCCUGUUAGAGCCCAAAGGUGAGCUGUCGAGCCUGCAGAGGACCUGCAACUGCAGGCCAGGCCUCAGGGCACUCAGCCUUGACCAGCUUCCCUGACUGAGGGCCUCAUCACUGAGUAGCCCAGGCCACUGGGUAUGUUCUGAGGGCCAUCCACGGGGCAGGCCAGGUCCAGGUCAGCGGGGGAUUGAACAUUGCAAUGUGUGCAUGCUUGCAGGUGUUUGCUUUGAGCUAGAAGAUGUGCUGUGUACAUGCGUGUUAGGCUCUGUGCAGUGCUGUGGCCUGUGUUCAUGGAUAGGUGCAUUGUGAUUUGUUCUCAGGCAGUGCUGUGAGGGCCACCUUAACCGCUGCUACCUUCCCUUCUAGAGCUGCCUUAAGUUCUCUGGAACUUUCCCUUUGUAAAGAAUGUUUUGCCCAGAGAAGAUAUCUUGCCCUCUUGCUUAUGGCUUUGUGAGGGUGUGGGUUGCGUGUUGUCUCCAACCACUAAUUCCUUACUUACCUUCCUGCAUGACCCUCUCUCUCCUGUUACAUUCUACUUCCUUUGCUUUGUGUUAUUUCCAAACAGGGACCAGCAUUAUGAGGCAGCAGCAAUCUCAGAGCCAAUGAAAUGUCAGCUUAGUGUUCCUGAGUUAGUGGGAACUCUGUGUCACAACUAAGCAAAUGAACAUAUGGAAGAAAUAGGUAAAUUAGAUUCUUGGUAACACUUAAGUGUCUUGUUUUCCACUAACCUAUUUUUAAUUAAGAGUGCGACUCUAAAAUCUUUCAUGGGCAUUCUUUUAAAAAGAAAUUAUAAGCACCUUGCACUAUAAAAAAGGUCGAAUGAAAACAGGAAAGAGUGCUGUAAGUCUAAUCCCUUGUAUUAUUUUAAAUUAAACAAAUCUAACUGGAAUUACAAUACAUUUUCUCCAUAGAUCAGGAACUGAAAAGCACUAUGUAAAGUAUCUGCCAAAAUGCAUUUUAUAAUUUUGUUUUAUAAUUUGAUUCAGCAAAAUGUUCAUUAGCUUAAUUUAAGGCAUGUUAUUAGAUUGAUAAAAUGUUUGAAAAUAACUAACAUUUCCUUAGUAUUGUAAUAUUGCUUAAACUACUGGAAAUAAUUUUUUUUUUUUAGUUGAAACUUGUAUAUAUAAUUUAAUGCUUCAUAGAUCAGUACAUUUUUAAUGCAUUUCUGAAAGUCAAUACUUUCAAAUAUUACCACGUGUUAUAAAAUUUUCAGCCUGCAUUUCAGGCUUUCCAAAUCAUGUGAGCCAUUUAAUUUUUUUUCCCACAAAUGGUGAUUUCUUUUCCCUUAGAUGUAGAUAUGUAUGUUGUAAUUUAUGAUCCUUGUUAUGUAUCUUUGUGGGAUCCUGAGUUAACAUUGAUUUUUUUUGUUGUUAAAUUGCUCUAACAAUGUUGCAUAGAAAUGAGCUCAUGACAUUCAACAUAUUGUAUUUCAUAUUUAACAUAUUUCACUGUGGAAUGGAUAUGCCUUUUAACGACGGUGAAACUGAAUAUUAUACUUUUUCAAAAUAUUUUGCCUUGUUGAAUUUGGAGAAGGAAUUUUACUUUGAUCUGCAUAGAAAAAAAUGUGGUGUAGUUAAUCUGUGAAAAGUUGUUAGGAGAACUAUUCACCCAUUAAAAAAAGAAGCAGAAGUGCUGAGAAGUGAAAGCCAUUAUCACUCAAACUCUAGUUUUAACCAAAUGCAUCCCAGCAUAUCUCACAUGAAAUUUUUAAAAGUUAAUAAUUCACCUCCUGUCAACAAAAGCCUUUUGAAACACGUUUUCCUUAGAUAUCACCUCCAGCUAACAUGAAAAUGAAAACAAUAUCAGAAUGACAUUUAUGCCCCAAAUUUGUAGAUGUUUCAUGUUGUACUUAGUAAAUGUGUCGUUAAUGCAGUGUUCUCCUAGCUAUUAUAGAAAAUUGU